AUGACCUGUAGUUACUCGCCAUUACCAUUUGCUGCAGCACAGCAGCAGCAGCAGAAGGAAGCAAUCACCAACAGCAGCAGCAGCAGUAGGAAGCAAUCACCAACAGCAGCAGCAGCAAGCAUACAGCAGCAGCAGCAAGCAUACAGCAGCAAAGACCGCUCUGAUGAAAGAAUGGUGGCAACUCCAGCAGCAGCCACAGCAGCAGCAGCAAGUGCUGCUGAGAAGGCACGGAAGCAGCAGCAGGGCCGGAGAAGCAGCAACAAUAGGAGCAGCAGCAGAUGCGCAGGCAGCAGCAGCAGCAGCAGCAGCAGCAGCAGCAAAUCUUCACUAACUGUCUCCAAGGGCAGCUGA
This is a messenger RNA of Eimeria necatrix, 351 nucleotides long. RefSeq lists its product as hypothetical. Bases 1 to 351 code for a protein of 116 amino acids. The transcript has a single exon. The record is from RefSeq and is a predicted model, not a curated record. Lineage: Eukaryota; Apicomplexa; Conoidasida; Eucoccidiorida; Eimeriidae.